AUGCCACAACAAAGAAAACGUACUAAAGCGACCGUAGCUUGUAUAAAUUGUCAGUGGAGGCACGAAAGAUGCGAAAGACUUUCUGGAGAGGACAUCUGUGCAAAAUGUAGAAAUCACAAUCGACUUUGUAUUUCUUUCCUGGGUAAAAAACGUGGACCAAAGGCACGCUGCCAAAACUUUAUGAAUACUAAUCAAUAUUUGGAUCAGCUCAUACCUAGUAUUCGGAAUGGCCUACACCCAGUGUCAGGAUCAAUGUGUAUUCA
This is a messenger RNA of Dentiscutata heterogama, 263 nucleotides long. The record is from the annotation of a GenBank genome assembly. NCBI's taxonomy places the organism in Eukaryota, Fungi, Glomeromycota, Glomeromycetes, Diversisporales, Gigasporaceae.